Chinchilla lanigera (long-tailed chinchilla) is the source of this 582-nucleotide messenger RNA. Its product is annotated as adenylate kinase 2, mitochondrial-like. Gene Ontology annotation, cellular component: cytoplasm; mitochondrion. Gene Ontology annotation, molecular function: AMP kinase activity; ATP binding. Gene Ontology annotation, biological process: nucleobase-containing compound metabolic process. The transcript has 2 exons. The record is from RefSeq and is a predicted model, not a curated record. Bases 1 to 582 code for a protein of 193 amino acids. Lineage: Eukaryota; Metazoa; Chordata; Mammalia; Rodentia; Chinchillidae.
AUGUACCCAGGCACCCAGGCACCCAGGUUAGCUGAAAACUUCUGUGUCUGCCAAUUGGCCAUUGGGGACAUGCUGAGGGAUGUGGAAGCUUCUGGCUCAGAGCUUGGAAAAAAGCUGAAGGCAACUAUGGAUGCUGGGAAACUGGUGAGUGAUGAAAUGGUAGUGGAGCUCAUUGAGAAGAAUUUGGAGGCCCCUUCCUGUAAAAAUGGCUUCCUUCUAGAUGGCUUCCCUCGGACCGUGAGGCAGGCAGAAAUGUUCGAUGACCUCAUGAAGAAGAGGAAAGAGAAACUUGAUUCUGUUAUUGAGUUCUGCAUCCCAGACUCCCUGCUAAUCCGAAGAGUCACUGGAAGGCUGAUUCACCCCAAGAGUGGCCGAUCGUACCAUGAGGAGUUCAACCCCCCAAAGGAGCCCAUGAAAGAUGAUAUCACGAGAGAUUCCUUGAUCCAUCGAUCAGAUGAUAAUGAGAAAGCCUUGAAAAUCUGCCUGGAAACCUACCACACUCAGACUACCCCACUCGUGGACUACUACAGGAAAAGAGGAAUCCACUUUGCCAUCAAUGCCUCCCAGACCCCUGACCCCUGA